Danio rerio (zebrafish) is the source of this 641-nucleotide messenger RNA. The record is from RefSeq and is a predicted model, not a curated record. NCBI's taxonomy places the organism in Eukaryota, Metazoa, Chordata, Actinopteri, Cypriniformes, Danionidae.
AUCAUCCUAAUAGGUUUAGUUAAUGUUUACCUUAUACGCCAGGGUUCAAAAGUCAAGUAUUUAUGUGAAAGACACAAACCGGUAAGAACAGAGAAACUAAAACUGGAAGAUUUGAGUCAAGAAGGACAACAAAGGGCAAACCAUGAUCGCAAUCACAGAGUUUCAGAAGAUCGGUGUUGGUCUGUCAGGAUUCGGCGUGUUCUUUGUGCUGUUUGGGAUUCUGCUGUACUUUGACUCAGUCCUGUUGGCGUUUGGAAACAUUCUGUUUCUGUCUGGUCUGGCCUUCAUCAUUGGUUUAAAAAGGACGGCACACUUCUUCUUCCAGAGGCAGAAGCUCAGAAGCUCCGCCUUCUUUCUGGGAGGCGUGGCUUUAGUACUGCUAAGAUGGCCUCGUAUUGGCAUGUUAGUGGAGACAUAUGGCUUUGUGCUUCUAUUCAAAUCUUUCUUCCCAGUGGCUUUUGGUUUCCUUGCAACGGUUUUCAACAUUCCCUUUUUAACAACGAUUUUAAACAAGUUAUCUGGUAGUAGUACAUCAAUGGUGUAAAAGCAGAUUCUGGGAGAAAACAUUCAAAACAAAUAAUGUGUGUGUGUUUGUGUGUGUGUGUGUGUGUGUGUGUGUGUGUGUGUGUGUGUGUGUAUGU